AUUGCGAUUUUGACUUCAUUCAUCUGAUGAUCAUUUUUUCCCAUUACCACCUUCUCAUUGCAUUGGCUUGUUUUGCAACAUCUGCACUCUGCAAGAAAUGCUACGUUGGAGAGGAUGACCCUGUCCUGGAAGACGAGUUCGACUACUGCGUCACAACGUUUAAUUCAAAGACUGAUGUCAUCACGUACAACGGAAAAACUGGCCCAACAACUGUGUUCAAGGAUGAUCCUAAUCCCAACAAUCUCAUCAAUAGCUUCUGUUAUAUCAGCAAGAAUCCUGACGUUGACGAAGUGAGUUGCUACUGCAAAGUGUCAAGAUGCAACAGAAUAGUCACCGUCCAGAAGUUCUUCGAGAUGAUGCUUGAUCACCGUCCCGAAUAGUUUUUUUAAUUUUU
Caenorhabditis elegans is the source of this 394-nucleotide messenger RNA. It is a transcript of the gene K01A12.4, whose product is annotated as Protein quiver. The record is from RefSeq and is marked reviewed. NCBI's taxonomy places the organism in Eukaryota, Metazoa, Nematoda, Chromadorea, Rhabditida, Rhabditidae. The transcript has 2 exons. The coding region runs from base 27 to 380 and encodes 117 amino acids.